Messenger RNA from Mesocestoides corti, 372 nucleotides. The record is from the annotation of a GenBank genome assembly. Lineage: Eukaryota; Metazoa; Platyhelminthes; Cestoda; Cyclophyllidea; Mesocestoididae.
AUGGAGGAAGAUGUUAAAACGGAAGAAGUAGGCAUCCUUUUUUGUAGUGAGUGCAAUAAUAUGUUAUACCCGAAGGAAGAUAAGCGCAACAAACGACUGAUGUAUGCUUGUCGAAAUUGUGAGUACAUGCAGCCAGCCGACAAUCCAUGCGUUUACGUUAAUCGCCUCGAACAAGAAAUCGAUGAAUUAGCGCUUAUAGUCCCUGACGUGGUCCAUGACCCGACAUUGCCUAGGACAGAGGAACACCAGUGUCCACGCUGUAAAAAACAGGAAGCAGUAUUUUUUCAGUCGCAGACUGUUAAAGCCGAGGAGAAUAUGCGCCUGUACUAUGUCUGCACUAAUGUUGAGUGCCUCUAUAAGUGGACAGAAUAG